This is a messenger RNA of Thermothelomyces thermophilus ATCC 42464, 1700 nucleotides long. RefSeq lists its product as uncharacterized. NCBI's taxonomy places the organism in Eukaryota, Fungi, Ascomycota, Sordariomycetes, Sordariales, Chaetomiaceae. The record is from RefSeq and is a predicted model, not a curated record. The transcript has 5 exons. Gene Ontology annotation, molecular function: DNA-binding transcription factor activity, RNA polymerase II-specific; zinc ion binding. Gene Ontology annotation, biological process: regulation of DNA-templated transcription. The coding region runs from base 260 to 1681 and encodes 473 amino acids.
CAAACUUGAAUUUCCGAGGGGUCGGAUUAGUGCCCGUUUCCCAACUUGUCUCAAGAUCUCCUCUAACCAGUUAUCAAUUGCAAGUCUCAAACCACCUCGAGCAAGCGCUUUAGCGCCAAUCUCAGCAUUGGCAGUGGAGCAUCCACAACUUAGAAGAUCUGCCAAGGCCAAUUUGCAUCAUCGAUAAUCGAUAGUGUCACCGCCAUCCAGACGUACUUUGCUCGCCGUCAAGGUACUGCCGAGUUGGCAGCGGAUCGAGAUGCGGCGAACGCUCCGCCGUUCUUGCGCGUCUUGCGCAAGAGCCAAGCAGAGCUGCGACCUGGGCACGCCGUGUUGCUCCCGUUGCGCCAAGCGCAACCUCGAGUGUGUCUACGCCAACGAGCCCUUGAAUGCGGCGGCUAAUCCGCCAUCGGCGUCGCUUACCCCUUCUUGCGGCCCUUUGACGGGCUACAGGUUCCCACCAGUCGACCCCUUCGAGUCGUACCCGCCUACGAGGCUACCCCGAGAACACGUCCAGCGCCUUAUCCACAGCUUCCUCCACAAGAUUGCUUUCCAGUACUACCCCCUCGAUCUAAACCCGACCUCCAACCCCUUCCUGGUAUCGUGGUGGCCAAUAGCCCUUGGCGACCCGGCCCUCUUUCAUGUGUCAUUGCAGACGGCAUCCCUCGACGAGGAGUUGCUAGCCCAGAAGGGUUUCCACACUUCGGAUCUCCUCAUGGCCGACUCGGUCGCUUUACUCCGCCGCAAGGUCGAGGACGCAUCCCUUGCCGUGCAAGACGGGACCCUGAACUCCGUCAUCACCCUCGCCACCAUCGAGUUCGGAAAGGGUAAUACUCGGGUUGCCGAGAUGCAUGUUGAUGGAGCGAAACGACUGAUCCACCUGAGGGGCGGUAUCAACUCGGUGAGGCAGACCAGCCCACUUACCGCGAGGAUGGUCAGCUGGGUCUCCAUGCUCAUCAUGGGCCACCCUCAAUUCGAGACCCAGGACGAUACGGGUGUCGGAAAUGGCAUACCCCCUAUUCCUGAAUGGCAGUUGGGCUCGCCGGCAAUCUGCGAAGUCCCGCUUGAGCUCCAAAAUCUCGACGUCGACGAUGGAGUAAAGCAGGCCUUUCUGCGUCUGCGCAGCGUCUUCCAAAGGGCACAGCAGACGCCGCUCACUGCCACCGUGCUCCAUGACCUGGCAUGCUUCGUCAUACACCGGCUCCUCCCUCCGGCUGACGACAGGGCGAGCCAGACAUCACCACUCACCGAAUGCGUCCGCUACGCAACCAUCCUCUACAUGUUCAUGGUCCAGGGGCCAACCUACUUCACACAUGCUGUAAUCUUCAACCGCAUCCUUCACAGGUUUACCGAGAGCCUCCGGCUUCGGAGACCACAACAGAGCCACGAUUCCGUAGAUGUCUGGUUUCUCACAGUCGGCCUGGCAGCGGCGAACCGCACUCCUCAUUACCCCUGGUUCGUGGGAAGGGCGGCGGCUACCGCCAACACGCUACAGCUCAGCAGCUGGGACCACGUCUCUGCCCGUGUCAAGGGUGUCCUGUGGUUGGAUACCCAAAAGGUCGAGGCUAUCUUCCGACCUCACUGGGACGCCAUUUUCAGGGCGCCGGAUCACCCUGAACCGCCAGACCUGCCAGAUUGUACCAGCAUGUCACCAUGCGCGCCUGACAGAGCAUUCAUAUGACAAUAGAACGUAAUUACCU